Molecule: messenger RNA, 720 nt
Organism: Daldinia childiae
Lineage: Eukaryota; Fungi; Ascomycota; Sordariomycetes; Xylariales; Hypoxylaceae
Product: (+)-neomenthol dehydrogenase
Exons: 3
Coding region: 1-720 (239 amino acids)
Source: RefSeq, a predicted model, not a curated record
AUGGCUUCCGGCAAAACCAUCGUCCUUAUCACUGGUGGCAAUAGCGGUAUUGGCUACGAGACUGUCGCUGCUCUAUCAAGCGCAUCCGCCGAUUUUCAUAUCUUACUCGGUUGCCGAUCAGUGGAGAAGGGUGAGGCUGCAGUGGAACAGAUGAAAAAGGAAUUCGGCAGCGCCCUGAAGGGAACUAUCCAGGUCAUCCAGAUCGAUAUUACCGACCGCAAGUCGAUAAACACUCUCAAGGAGAAGAUCGAGACGCAGUUCGGCAGGCUCGAUGCCCUUAUCAACAAUGGAGGUGUCCUGGUUCAUACACCUAUGGACAUCCUUGAUGCCCUCCGUAUCAGUUUCGAGACGAAUCCAUAUAUCAUCUACGUCUCUUCUGAGCAGGGCUCCGUGACGCAGCGAAAUGACCCCAAUGUCGAUAUCAUGCAUAGAAGACUCCGUGGAGAGCCCUACCGAAUGUCUAAAGCGGCUAUCAAUAUGCUUUCCGCUUGUCACCGCUACAACUACGCCGAAUGGGGAUGCCGAGUCCUGGCCUUCAACCCAGGCUGGUGUGUCUCCAACCUGACCGGCGCCGAGGGUCGGGAAAUGCGCCUAAAAGCAGGCGCCAGAGAUCCUAAGGAACCAGCUCAUGCUUUGGCUAGCAUCAUACAAGGCAAGAGAGAUGCUGAUAUCGAGAAGAACGGCAUGGUAGAUGUUGAUGAAGGCGUUCUCCCUUGGUAG